Molecule: messenger RNA, 1356 nt
Organism: Entamoeba histolytica HM-1:IMSS
Lineage: Eukaryota; Evosea; Mastigamoebida; Endamoebidae
Exons: 2
Coding region: 1-1356 (451 amino acids)
Source: RefSeq, a predicted model, not a curated record
AUGUUAAUAUUUUAUAUUAUAUUAUUGAUUAUUUGUAUUCAUGCUAAAGCUUAUGAUUGUAUUCCAUUAGGAGAUAAAUUUGAAGAUGGAUUUAAUGAUAACUUUUUUACACUAUGCAAAACAACUAAUAAUGAAUGUUCAUAUUAUUUUAAGAGUAACUUCACUUAUUCUUUAAAUAAACCUAUGGAAUGUAAAAGUACAUAUUUUAAUGGUAAUUUUAUAAUGACAAGUUCAAAGGAUUAUUGGAAUGCAAAGACUUUUUAUAUUCAAAAACAUUCUCAAAUUACAUUAAAUGGUAAAUUUCAUACAAGAGAAGAAUUUAACAUUGGAAAAAAUUCUAAAAUAAUUUGGAAUGGUGCAGUUUCAUUUGAACGACUAAUUAAAUUUGAAACAACUCCAUCAUUAAAUCAACCUCAAUUAAUUAUUUGGAAUAGUAAUAGGAUACAUCUUUACAAACCAACUACAACAUCAACAGAACAAUUUGAAAUUCAAAAUCCAAGUAAUAAUGAUCAAUGUUUUGACGUGAUGUCAUUUAAUAAUAAAAAUGCACUUGAUUGUGAUGAAAACACAUAUAAUCAUUAUUCACCAAAAGACUUUGAUAAAGGACUUAGUAUGACAGAUGGUACAGCAUAUUUACUAUCAAAUAAGAGGUUAAUGAGAUUUUGUCCAAAUGGAAUUACAUUGAAUAAAAAUGUUAUUUGUACAAUGAUUGGUACUGAUUAUUCACCAUCAUAUUCAGGACGAGGUGAUUAUAUAUUUAAUUAUCCACAUUGUCCAUGUGAUGAUAAUAGAAAUGAAUGUACUCUUAAUAUUAAAACAAGUUUAACAACAGUAAACUUUAACAUGGUUAAUAUCAGCAAUACAAUUCUUCAUAUUGACCAUGACAUUACAUUAUAUAACUUUGUGUAUGCUAAACAAAUUAAUGUUGAUGAUAAUGUUAAAUUAUUAAUAAAUUCACUUUCAUCAAUCAACAAGUACAACCAAAUGAUAAAAUUUAAUAAUUUUGAAAUUACGAAUAUUAGAAAACCAAAUAAUAAACCACAAUUUAAAUACAAUUCAGAAACAAAUACAUUAGAAAUUGAUGGAAAUAACCACAUAAAACAUUUAUCAAAUCCAUCAAAACCCCCAUUCAAUUUAAUUAUAAAUGGUAAUCUCACUUGUAAUUCUUUUGUUAGUGAUUGUAUUUAUUAUUUCACUGCUUCUUCUAUAUCAACAACACUAACUAUUAAUGGUAAUGGUAAUAAUAAUAUUAUGACAAUUGAUGAAAAUAUAACACUAAUUAAUCCAUUUCCAAAUUUGGAUAUUCUCUUAAUUCAAACAAUGAAUGUCAAGAAAAUUCACAUUGUAUUAAAUUAA